UGAUCAGCUGUGUCCAAUCACAGCUGAUCACAUGUAAACAGGGAAAUGCCAGUUAUCGGCAUUUCUCUCCUCUCGAGCUGUCACGCUGACAGCUCUGAUCAUUAGGGCACUGAUGAUCAGUGUGCCCUGAUGAUCAGUGUAGCCCCAGCAGUGCCACCUGUCAGUGUCCAUCAGUGCCUUGUGUCAGUGCUCAUCCAUGCCAACUGCCAUUGCCCAUCAGUACCACACCAAUGCCACAUCACUGCCUACCAGUGCCCAUCAAUGCCACAUAUCAGUGCCCAUCUGAGCUGCCUUUCAGUGUCACCCAUCAAUGCCAGUCAGUGCCGCCUAUCAGUGCUGCCUAUCAGUCCCCAUCAAUGAUGUCUAUCAAUGCCCAUCAGUGCCUCCUCACCAGUGCCACCUAUCAGUGCCCAUCAAUGCAGCCUCAUUAGGGCAUAUCAGUG
Staurois parvus is the source of this 443-nucleotide messenger RNA. NCBI's taxonomy places the organism in Eukaryota, Metazoa, Chordata, Amphibia, Anura, Ranidae. The record is from the annotation of a GenBank genome assembly.